CCGGGGACACAGCACUUGAGAAGUUAGAAGGAAUCAAGGCACGAUCAAGCGAAUCCGAGCAACGUCAUUUAUUACACCCCAACACGCGACAUGACCCAUCCGCCACGGGCAUCGGGCAUCGUGCCCGCCCAGCUCGGCUUCCUAGCCAUCUACAGUCCCGGCCUGGGCACGACAGACGAGACGAUCGACGACCAGAUCGUCUACUAUGGCUCGGCCAGUACCCAGUCAAGCCCAAGGCGGCGGCGCCAGCGUGCCAGUACCGCCGGCGACGGCCGUCCGAUAGAGAGCGUCUCCAAGGAGGAGCGCAACGAGCGGCUCCGGCAGAUUGGCCUUGCCCAGGGAAUGGUCGAGUUUGCCAGGAGCUUUUCCGGCGGCCAGCCCGUCGACGCCAUCGACACGGAGCGCAGCCGCGUGGUGCUGCAUGAGCUGGAGCCGGGGUGGUGGAUUCUCGCCUCCAUCGACCUGACCCGUCUCCCGCUACCGACAAGCAAGACAGCCGCAGUAAAUCCCCUAGGCCCCGGUCCUUCUUCACCUCCUCCCAAAGAAACCCCGCCCUCCUCCUCCCAACAACAACAGAAGUUCGAGUACUCCUCCCGCGAGCUCAAACCGCCCCUCCUACUCCUGCAGGACCUCCUCCGCGCGCAUACGCUAUUCCUGCUCCACCACGGCCACCCCUCCCUCGCAGCGCUCUAUGCCACCGGCCCUUCUUCUUCUUCUUCUUCGCGCUCCCAGUUCACCGCGCUGCUGGCGCGGUACUGGGACCGGUUCCUGCCAACGUGGAACGUGCUUCUGCACGGCGGCAACCCUGCCUGCGCCGUCAUGGGCGGCAUCAAGAUUGCGGCGAGCGGCGAGCUGGGGAUCGGUGUCGGGGAAGAGGAACGCGGCAGCGGGGAACGCGAGGUUCUGGAGGGGCUUGUGGGCAGCGUGGAGGGGUUGGUGGACUUGGUGGUUGGUCGGUUUGGGUGGUGGUCUCCAGUGGUCAAGAAGCUGGCUGGGCCUGGGGUUGGACAUGGUAAGGUGGGGAGGAGAGGUGGGAAGCAGGAAGAGAGGAAAGGGGAGGAGGAGGAGGAAGUUAGCGUUGUUGAGCGGUGGCUUGGUGUGGGGGAGGAGGUUGGCGCGGAGGAUGGUGCCGUGUUCUUGGGCGUUGGGGCGCUCUCGAGGCGGUCCCUUCGUGCAGUCACCUGUUGGAUGGAGGAUAUCUAUACGUGGGGUGAGAAUGCGUAUGGUGUGGCUAAUGGCGCCGCGGGGAGUGGAUCGCGGGCGAAGAGGCGGAGGGCGGAGGGCAAGAAGACGAUGGGUGCUGAUCAGACGCCCCCCACCACGGAUGACAAUGCUGGGCAGACGAGAGGGAAAUCCAAAUCGCCCGGGCCGCCAACGUUGGGAGACGCCCAGCCGGGUCCUGCCACUCCCGGAGAUGCUACAGCAGAGAACGGGGAAGCAGGCGGCGGGAUGGACAAAAUGCUCAGCUACCUCAAGCUGGGUUACGGCACCUACUGGUCCCUGGGCAUGUCCGGCGCCGCGACGAACUCAGACACGGAGGAUGGAUCGGCAAAGCCCACUGACGCUGCUGAAGGAAACAAUACCUCACGGCGGUCUGCAAAACAGGACCGCAAUACAGGGCGCUUUCUCAUGGGGCUGGCCGAACAGAACCACGCACCGGAGCAGCAAGACACACCAAGCCAGACAAACACGGCGACGCAACCAACGGUCUCGGUCGAGCUCGAAGCCGGAGUCGAUCAGUCUCCACAGCCUGGAUCAGAUACUCCCGGGACAGCUGCUACAGACGCCGGCAACCGAGACCGCAAGAAACCAAACACAGCCGAACUCUGCCCCGUCAUCUACAUCCACAGACCCUUCAUCUACAUCCUCCUCUUCCAACCCACCAUCUCACAACCAUGGAGCGAGCUCUCCCAGUCCCUCGAUGUGCAGCUUUCCCGUCUCCACAAACCGCUCCUCACAUCCACCGCCUACCGACCGGAAAAGCCCAUUCCCGGCGGAGGAGGAGGAGGAGGAGGAACCGCGCAAAGCGACGAGAUCUACGACCUAGUCUUCGACCCGCACACACUAGCCAUCCACUCCACAAUCCCCAACAUCCCCGACCCGGCGGACUUACCCCUUGCACCACCACCAAUCUCCCGCCCCCCGCCGCCUCCUCCCCCUUGGACACGCGCCGAAGCGCUCAGCACGCACAACCAGAUCCUGAACAUGUACGCGGGCACGCGCCGGGACCUGUCCGUGGCGGAGCGGACGUGCAAGACCAGCCGCGGGUGGUGGGUCGUUUGGAAUCGCAGUAGGAGCGGCGAAGGGCCAAAUGAUGGCGAUGGUGAUGAUGAUCGUGUUGGUGAUGAUGUGCUACGGGCAGCGGCUGAGCCCGAGGGCACCGCCACCUCCACCUCCACAUCCCGGUCGGGAUCAUCUGGGGUUGCUGGGUCUGGGUCUGGUGGUGAUUCCGAGAAGGAAGGUGGUGUUGGUGCUGGUGCGAAAGAGAUAUUCCUUGUUCGCAGGGCAAGCGAUCACGCCGGCGGUGGUGGUGUCAGGGGCGUGAGCACCUCGUAUAUUGGUGGAAGUGGUGGUGGUGCUGCUGCUGCUGGUGGUACUGGCGGGUGGGCUGAUGGGGCGAGCAGGCUGGCGCAGGGGAUCGGCGUGGAUACGAGGAGGUAUAUCGAGGGGUUGCUGAGUCUCAACCGGUGAUGAAGUACACGUGUAAGUGCAACGGGGAGGUCUCAAUCUGCGAAGGUAGGUAGCUACGGUACAUAGAACGCAUACGCACAUUUACAAUACUAGUAGUAGUAAACCCUGCGGAGGGCUGGAGGUGAGUGUAUUUGUAGUUGUACAUAGGUACAGUAACAGUACCUUCUAGUGGUGUUUUUGACGGCGCUGCUCAAUGGAGUCGUUCUUUAAUGUGAUACACGGCCGAUACGGGGUCUUAGUGAUGUCCAAGACACACGACUGCAUGGUGCCUGCUCUGUGAAAUUAGUCGUAUUUUCCUCACUACUCCUCCCCAAUGAGCGAAGGCCGCGCGGCAAUAAUGGA
Molecule: messenger RNA, 3033 nt
Organism: Chaetomium strumarium
Lineage: Eukaryota; Fungi; Ascomycota; Sordariomycetes; Sordariales; Chaetomiaceae
Exons: 2
Coding region: 91-2691 (866 amino acids)
Biological process (GO): vesicle-mediated transport
Cellular component (GO): intracellular membrane-bounded organelle; Mon1-Ccz1 complex
Source: RefSeq, a predicted model, not a curated record